CACAGUCCCCGCGCGCUGCUCGGAGCCGGAGGGAGCGCAGCUAGCGGGCGAGCGAGCGAGCGCUGGGAGCCGGGUUCAGCAGAGGGGGCGCCCGGCCGCUGCCUGCGCUCCGGCCGGUCGUCUCCACGGAGCUCGGGGGCCGAAGGGGAGCAAGAGGCAAACGAAGAGUCCACGAGCGGAGCCGGGAGAGCCCGCGGCGGAGGCGCCAGUCCCACUCCGCCGCCUCCUGUGCAAGCCGGAGAGCGAUCGCUCACCGCCCCGCCGGCCCAGAGCCCGUCACCCCGGUCCCCGCUGCCCCAGGGAUGGUCUAAGAGCCCGAGAGGGGCUCGCUGCUCUGCUCCGCUCCCGGGCUCUCCGCCUCCUACCGACCGCUCCCGGCUGCGCGCCCGGCCGGCCCAGGCCGGAGAAGUUAGUUGUGCGCGCCGCUUAGCGCGCGAGCCAGCGGCCGGGCGAAAGCAGCGAAGCGCCGGGACCAUGGACUGGGGCUGGGGGAGCCGCUGCUGCCGCCCGGGACUGCGGGACCUGCUCUGCGUGCUGGCACUGCUCGCCGGUUGUCUGCUCCCAGUGUGCCGGACGCGCGUCUACACCAACCACUGGGCAGUGAAGAUCGCCGGCGGCUUCGCGGAGGCAGAUCGCAUAGCCAGCAAGUACGGAUUCAUCAACGUAGGACAGAUUGGUGCGCUGAAGGACUACUAUCACUUCUACCAUAGUAGGACCAUUAAAAGGUCUGUUCUCUCAAGCAGAGGAACCCACAGUUUCAUUUCAAUGGAACCAAAGGUGGAGUGGAUCCAACAACAAGUGGUGAAAAAACGAACCAAGAGGGAUUAUGACCUCAACCGUGCCCAGUCAACCUACUUCAAUGAUCCCAAGUGGCCAAGUAUGUGGUACAUGCACUGCAGCGACAACACACAUCCUUGCCAGUCAGACAUGAAUAUCGAAGGAGCCUGGAAGAGAGGCUACACGGGGAAGAACAUCGUGGUGACUAUCCUGGAUGAUGGCAUCGAGAGAACCCACCCCGAUCUGAUGCAAAACUAUGAUGCUCUGGCAAGUUGCGAUGUGAAUGGGAAUGACUUGGACCCGAUGCCUCGUUAUGAUGCAAGCAAUGAGAACAAGCAUGGGACCCGCUGUGCCGGAGAAGUGGCAGCCACUGCAAACAACUCUCACUGCACCGUUGGAAUCGCUUUCAACGCCAAGAUUGGAGGUGUGAGAAUGCUGGAUGGUGAUGUCACCGACAUGGUGGAGGCAAAGUCUGUCAGCUACAACCCACAGCAUGUGCACAUCUACAGUGCCAGCUGGGGCCCAGAUGAUGAUGGCAAGACUGUGGAUGGGCCAGCUCCCCUCACCCGGCAAGCCUUUGAAAACGGUGUGAGAAUGGGGCGGAGAGGCCUUGGCUCUGUGUUUGUGUGGGCAUCUGGCAAUGGUGGACGGAGCAAGGACCACUGUUCUUGUGAUGGUUAUACCAACAGCAUCUAUACCAUCUCCAUCAGCAGUACAGCCGAAAGUGGAAAGAAACCUUGGUACUUGGAAGAGUGUUCAUCUACACUGGCCACAACCUACAGCAGUGGAGAAUCCUAUGAUAAAAAAAUAAUCACUACUGAUCUAAGGCAGCGAUGCACAGACAAUCACACUGGAACAUCAGCCUCAGCCCCCAUGGCUGCUGGCAUCAUUGCUCUGGCCCUGGAAGCCAAUCCGUUUCUGACCUGGAGAGACGUACAGCAUGUUAUUGUCAGGACUUCCCGUGCGGGACAUUUGAACGCUAAUGACUGGAAAACCAAUGCUGCUGGUUUUAAGGUGAGCCAUCUCUAUGGAUUUGGACUGAUGGAUGCGGAAGCCAUGGUGAUGGAGGCAGAGAAGUGGACAACUGUUCCUCAGCAGCACGUGUGUGUGGAGAGCACAGACCGACAAAUCAAGACCAUUCGCCCGAACAGUGCAGUGCGCUCCAUCUACAAAGCCUCAGGCUGCUCGGAUAAUCCGAACCAUCACGUCAAUUACCUGGAGCAUGUAGUUGUGCGUAUUACCAUCACACACCCACGGAGGGGAGACCUGGCCAUCUACCUGACCUCACCCUCAGGAACCAGAUCCCAGCUUUUGGCCAACAGGCUAUUUGAUCAUUCCAUGGAAGGGUUUAAGAACUGGGAGUUCAUGACCAUUCAUUGCUGGGGAGAACGGGCUGCUGGGGACUGGGUCCUUGAAGUUUAUGACACUCCAUCUCAGCUGAGGAACUUCAAGACUCCAGGUAAAUUGAAAGAAUGGUCCUUAGUUCUCUAUGGCACAUCUGUGCAGCCAUACUCUCCAACCAAUGAGUUUCCCAAAGUGGACCGCUUCCGCUACAGCCGAGUGGAAGACCCCACAGAUGACUAUGGUGCCGAAGAUUACGCAGGUCCUUGUGACCCUGAAUGCAGUGAGGUUGGAUGUGACGGGCCAGGACCAGAUCACUGCAGUGACUGCUUACAUUACUACUACAAGUUGAAAAAUAACACCAGAAUCUGUGUCUCCAGCUGCCCUCCUGGCCACUUCCAUGCUGACAAGAAGAGGUGCCGGAAGUGCGCCCCCAACUGCGAGUCCUGCUUCGGCACCCAUGGUGAUCAAUGCCUGUCCUGUAAAUAUGGAUACUUCCUGAAUGAAGAAACUAGCAGCUGUGUUACUCAGUGCCCUGAUGGGUCAUACCAGGAUAUCAAGAAAAAUGUUUGUGGGAAAUGCAGCGAGAACUGUAAGGCAUGCACUGGAUUCCACAACUGCACAGAGUGCAAGGACGGGUUAAGCCUUCAGGGAUCCCGCUGUUCUGUCACCUGCGAGGAUGGACAGUUCUUCAAUGGUCACGAUUGCCAGCCCUGCCAUCGCUUCUGUGCUACCUGCGCUGGGGCUGGAGCAGAUGGAUGUAUUAACUGCACUGAGGGGUAUGUCAUGGAAGAGGGAAGAUGUGUACAGAGCUGUAGUGUGAGCUACUACUUGGACCACUCUUCAGAGGGUGGAUAUAAAUCCUGCAAGAGAUGUGAUAACAGCUGUUUGACAUGCAAUGGCCCAGGAUUCAAGAACUGUUCCAGCUGCCCCAGUGGGUAUCUUUUAGACUUAGGAAUGUGUCAGAUGGGAGCCAUCUGCAAGGAUGGAGAAUAUAUUGAUGAGCAAGGCCACUGCCAAACCUGUGAAGCCUCAUGUGCCAAGUGCUGGGGACCAACUCAGGAAGACUGUAUCAGCUGCCCCAUAACAAGGGUCUUCGAUAAUGGUCGCUGUGUUAUGAACUGUCCCUCAUGGAAGUUUGAAUUUAAGAAGGAAUGCCAUCCGUGCCACCACACUUGCCAAGGAUGCCAAGGAAGUGGGCCUUCCAACUGCACCUCCUGUAGAGCAGACAAGCAUGGUCAGCAGCGCUUCCUGUACCAAGGGGAGUGUCUGGAGAACUGCCCUGUGGGCCAUUAUCCUGCCAAGGGACAUGCCUGCCUACCCUGCCCAAACAACUGUGAGCUUUGCUACAACCCACAUGUCUGCAGUAGAUGUAUGAGUGGCUACGUCAUCAUGUCCACAAACCACACCUGCCAGAAGCUGGAGUGCGGACAAGGUGAAUUCCAGGAUUCGGAGUAUGAAGAAUGCAUGCCUUGUGAGGAAGGAUGUCUGGGUUGCACUGUGGAUGAUCCAGGAACCUGUACGUCGUGUGCUACAGGAUAUUACAUGUUUGAGCAGCACUGCUAUAAAGCCUGCCCUGAGAAGACCUUUGGUGAGAAGUGGGAAUGCAGAGCCUGUGGCACUAACUGUGGCAGCUGCGACCGACAUGAGUGCUACUGGUGUGAGGAGGGCUUCUUUCUCUUGGGUGGCAGCUGUGUGCAGGAUUGUGGCCCUGGCUUCUAUGGAGACCAAGAGUUGGGAGAAUGCAAGUCCUGCCACCGAGCUUGUGAGACCUGUACCGGCUUGGGCUACAACCAAUGCAGCAGCUGUCAAGAAGGGUUGCAGCUGUGGCAUGGGUCGUGUAUCUGGCCCACCGGACCCCAGGUGGAAGGCAAGGUCUGGAAUGAAGCCGUGCCCACUGAAAAGCCAUCUUUGGUGAGGAGUCUGCUGCAGGAUCGGCGAAAGUGGAAAGUUCAAAUCAAAAGAGAUGCAACGAGGCAGUAUCAACCUUGUCAUUCUUCUUGUAAAACCUGCAAUGGAUCUCUGUGCGCUUCAUGUCCAACAGGUACCUACCUGUGGCUGCAGGCCUGUGUUCCUUCCUGUCCUCAAGGCACUUGGCUGUCAGUCACCAGUGGCAUCUGUGAAAAGUGUGCGGAGGACUGUGCCUCCUGCUCUGGAGCCGACCUUUGCCAACAGUGCCUAAGUCAGCCGGACAACACUCUGCUACUCCAUGAGGGCAGGUGCUACCACAGUUGCCCAGAGGGCUUUUACGCAAAAGAUGGUGUUUGUGAACACUGUAUCUCCCCUUGCAAAACAUGUGAAGGAAAUGCCACCAGCUGUCACUCCUGUGAAGGAGACUUCGUCCUAGACCAUGGGGUGUGCUGGGAAACUUGCCCUGAAAAGCAUGUGGCCAUGGAAGGAGUCUGCAAGCACUGUCCAGAGAGGUGCCAGGACUGCAUCCAUGAGAAAACUUGCAAAGAGUGCAUGCCUGACUUCUUUCUAUACAAUGAUAUGUGCCAUGAUUCCUGUCCCAAGAACUUCUAUCCUGACAUGGGCCAGUGUGUCCCCUGCCAUAAAAAUUGUCUGGAGUGCAAUGGUCCCAAGGAGGAUGACUGUAAGGUCUGUGCUGACACUUCCAAGGUUCUCCACAAUGGACUGUGUUUGGAUGAGUGCCCUGAGGGAACCUACAAAGAAGAAGAGAAUGAUGAAUGCCGAGAUUGCCCCGAGUCCUGCCUGAUCUGCUCAUCUGCUUGGACCUGCCUGACCUGUCAGGAAGGCUUCACAGUAGUGCAUGACACCUGCAUGGCACCCAAGGAGUGUGCAGCCGUUGAAUACUGGGAUGAGGGUUCCCACAGGUGUCAGCCGUGUCACAGAAAGUGCUCCCGCUGCUCAGGGCCUUCUGAGGACCAGUGCUAUGCCUGCCCUGGAGAGACUCUUCUUCUCAACACGACCUGUGUGAAAAAGUGCCCAGAGGGCUACCACACUGACAAGGACAGCCAGCAGUGUGUGCUCUGCCACAGCUCUUGCAGGACCUGCGAAGGACCACACAGCAUGCAGUGCCUCUCCUGCCGACCUGGCUGGUUUCAACUGGGCAAGGAGUGCUUGCUGCAAUGCAGGGAUGGAUAUUACGGAGAAAGCACCAGUGGUCGGUGUGAGAAGUGUGACAAGAGCUGUAAGUCAUGCCGGGGUCCACGGCCCACAGACUGCCAGUCUUGCGAUACGUUUUUCUUUCUCCUGCGCUCCAAGGGGCAGUGUCACCGUGCCUGCCCUGAGCACUACUAUGCAGACCAACACACACAGACCUGUGAGAGAUGCCAUCCGACUUGUGACAAGUGCAGCGGAAAGGAGGCAUGGAACUGCUUGUCCUGUGUGUGGAGCUACCACCUUCUGAAAGGAAUUUGCAUCCCAGAAUGUAUUGUAGGGGAAUACAGAGAUGGGAAGGGAGAAAAUUUUAACUGUAAAAAAUGCCAUGAGAGCUGCAUGGAAUGCAAGGGUCCCGGCAGCAAGAACUGCACUGGGUGCUCCGCUGGCCUGCUGCUGCACAUGGAUGACAGCCGCUGUCUCCACUGCUGCAAUGCUUCCCAUUCCCACAGAUCCCAGGACUGUUGUGACUGCCAGAGUUCCACAGAGGAGUGCAUCCUUCCAGCCAUCGAGGCUGAGUUCUAUGAGCACACGAAGACUGCUCUGCUGGUGACCUCAGGCGCCAUGCUGCUGCUGCUGCUGGGGGCUGCUGUGGUCGUGUGGCGCAAGUCCCGAAGCCGACCUGUGGCAAAGGGACGCUACGAAAAGCUGGCAGAACCCACCGUGUCAUACUCCUCCUACAGGAGCAGCUAUCUUGACGAGGACCAGGUGAUUGAGUACAGGGACCGGGACUACGAUGAAGAUGAUGAGGACGACAUCGUCUAUAUGGGCCAAGAUGGCACUGUCUACCGGAAGUUCAAGUACGGGCUGCUGGAUGAGACAGAAGAUGAUGAGUUGGAGUACGAUGAUGAGAGCUACUCUUACCAAUAAACAGAGCCUUCCUCCCACCUCAAACCUCUGCACACACAGACACACACACACCCGCCCACCACCCCCAGCCUCCCAUCCCUUCCUGGUCCCCAGAGCUCUCAACCCUGCUGGGAGCUACCAAUACAUAGGCUGAGGUCCAUGUGUUUGUUUUGUCCUUAUUUUACAUGCAACCUGAAUAUGUAGGGAUGCUGGAGUCUGCUGUGCUGCUUUUGAUUAGCUGAGUGCAAUGACCAUAUCCUGCAAGAGGAGAAUUCGAAGACAACCCCACCUCCCCCACCCCCCAGGGUAUGUAAAGACAUUAAAUGCAGGAGGCAAAAAGAAAUGAGAUCUGUUGAACAUUCUAACGUGAUUUUUAAAGUGGCUGGAGAAGACCUAUAAGGAUUCUGCUUUCAAACUGUGCUUGGAGACCCACCCCCACCCCCACCCCUGCUACCUUCUGGAAUUCUGAUAUUUUAAAUAGAGAGGAGAUGGAGUACCCCGAAGAGUUGUUGGAGCUGGGGUGGGGAGGUCUCUCCCCUUUCAAUUGUG
Molecule: messenger RNA, 6636 nt
Organism: Arvicanthis niloticus (Nile rat)
Lineage: Eukaryota; Metazoa; Chordata; Mammalia; Rodentia; Muridae
Gene: Pcsk5
Product: proprotein convertase subtilisin/kexin type 5
Biological process (GO): peptide hormone processing
Cellular component (GO): trans-Golgi network; Golgi membrane
Molecular function (GO): serine-type endopeptidase activity
Source: RefSeq, a predicted model, not a curated record